AUGGGGGCUGGGGCCAGCGCUGAGGAGAAGCACUCCAGGGAACUGGAAAAGAAGCUGAAAGAGGAUGCUGAGAAGGACGCUCGGACCGUGAAACUGCUGCUUCUGGGACGCUCCAGGAUCUCCCCAUUUUGGUCUCAGCAUAAGCAAGGCCGCGUAUACCACCGUCUUGCAGACCCCGCCGCCACCGCCACCGCCACUCAGUUGCGCAGUGGAGGGGCCGGCGAGUCUGGGAAGAGCACCAUCGUCAAACAGAUGAAGAUCAUCCACCAGGACGGGUACUCGCUGGAAGAGUGUCUCGAGUUCAUCGCCAUCAUCUACGGCAACACGCUGCAGUCCAUCCUGGCCAUCGUGCGCGCCAUGACCACGCUCAACAUCCAGUAUGGAGACUCUGCGCGCCAGGACGACGCCCGGAAGCUAAUGCACAUGGCGGACACUAUCGAAGAGGGCACCAUGCCCAAGGAGAUGGCAGACGUCAUCCAGCGGCUGUGGAAGGACUCGGGGAUCCAAGCCUGUUUCGAACGCGCCUCGGAGUACCAGCUCAACGACUCUGCUGGCUACUACCUCUCGGACCUGGAGCGCCUGGUGGCCCCGGGCUACGUGCCCACGGAGCAGGACGUGCUGCGCUCGCGCGUCAAGACCACCGGCAUCAUCGAGACGCAGUUCUCCUUCAAGGACCUCAACUUCCGGAUGUUCGAUGUAGGCGGGCAGCGCUCUGAGCGCAAGAAGUGGAUCCACUGCUUCGAGGGCGUGACCUGCAUCAUCUUUAUCGCGGCGCUCAGCGCCUACGACAUGGUGCUGGUGGAGGACGACGAAGUGAACCGCAUGCACGAGAGCCUGCACCUGUUCAACAGCAUCUGCAACCACCGCUACUGCGCCGAGGCGGCGCCCCAGCCCCACGGCCGCGGCCCAGCGAGCGCUCGGCUCCCCGCAGGGCCCAACACCUACGAGGACGCGGGCAGCUACAUCAAGGUGCAGUUCCUGGAGCUCAACAUGCGGCGCGACGUGAAGGAGAUCUACUCGCACAUGACGUGCGCCACCGACACGCAGAACGUCAAGUUCGUCUUCGACGCCGUCACCGACAUCAUCAUCAAGGAGAACCUCAAAGACUGCGGACUCUUCUGAGCUGCCUGAGCUCAUGCGUGUCCCUCGCCCUGAGAUGGUAGCCCUAGCUGUCUUGAAGUCCCAGUCCCCAGGACUCUACCAGCCUCCUCCUCCAGGCACCCAGGACUUCUGGGCCCCAGCCUGCCCACGAGCCUCUGGCCCAAAGCCCUGAGCCCUGCUAGCCUCGAGGCCCGGACCCUGCCCCAUGUCCCCAACCCUAGCCCUGUCCUUCUCCGCCUGGCUGCACUGGCCUCGGGGACCCACAGCAGCCAGCCCCAGCUAGGCACCAGCGGGACUUGGAGCAGCCGAGCUCGACGUGACUCAGCAGUGCCCAGCUGACCAGUCUCCCGCUGCGCUCCUGCCCAGGGGUGCUCCUGUCCCUGGGGAGACUCGCCUGGUGGGUUCGGACUCCCGAUCAGCUCCCUCGCUCCAGGAAGGGCAGGGGUCUCCCUCCCCCAAGCAAGCCUGCUGCUUACCAGUGGCCCAGUCCAGCCCCACUACCUCCAUGUGACAAGUCUGACACCUGUCCACCCAGUGGCCAAUGACUGUCCUUCCCAGCAGCUUCAGGGGUGCAAAGUCUGAGCUGGCCCUGGCCAGCGCCCACAUGGAUAAAUUAGUGAACAGGGAGCAGGUCUGAGAGCCCCUGGGUGCCAGGGAAAGACAUGAGCUGGGCCCUUCUCCAAAUGCCUGGCUCAGAGGAAGCCCCUAACCCCUCUCCUGCAGGACCUGCCCCUCUGUCGGCACACAGAAUUCUUGCCUGGCUCCCCCACCCACACGCAGUACUCUGGACCCGCUGAUCUGCUGAGGGAGGGUCCUGUGAACACUGCCCCGGCCAAUAGUUGAAGUGUCCUGAGGGGCGGCUGGGGGCAGAGUCCGGCUCCCAUCGAUCGGCUUCAGGCAGAUUCCUGAGAGGACAGGGGCCCAGUCUGCGCCUCCCCAG
Tupaia belangeri chinensis (Chinese tree shrew) is the source of this 2041-nucleotide messenger RNA. It is a transcript of the gene GNAT1, whose product is annotated as G protein subunit alpha transducin 1. Bases 1 to 1122 code for a protein of 373 amino acids. Gene Ontology annotation, biological process: phototransduction, visible light; adenylate cyclase-modulating G protein-coupled receptor signaling pathway; detection of light stimulus involved in visual perception. The record is from RefSeq and is a predicted model, not a curated record. Gene Ontology annotation, molecular function: GTPase activity; G-protein beta/gamma-subunit complex binding; G protein-coupled receptor binding. Gene Ontology annotation, cellular component: cytoplasm; heterotrimeric G-protein complex. Lineage: Eukaryota; Metazoa; Chordata; Mammalia; Scandentia; Tupaiidae. The transcript has 10 exons.